Molecule: messenger RNA, 2721 nt
Organism: Budorcas taxicolor (takin)
Lineage: Eukaryota; Metazoa; Chordata; Mammalia; Artiodactyla; Bovidae
Gene: UNC5A
Product: unc-5 netrin receptor A
Exons: 16
Coding region: 1-2721 (906 amino acids)
Biological process (GO): anterior/posterior axon guidance; netrin-activated signaling pathway
Cellular component (GO): membrane
Molecular function (GO): netrin receptor activity; protein binding
Source: RefSeq, a predicted model, not a curated record
AUGGCCGUCCGGUCCGGCCUGUGGCCAGCGCUCCUGGGCAUAGUCCUCGCCGCCUGGCUCCGCGGUUCAGGUGCCCAGCAGAGUGCCACGGUGGCCAACCCGGUGCCCAACCCAGUGCCCAACCCGGUGCCCGGCUCCAGCCCAGACCUGCUUCCCCACUUCCUGGUGGAGCCUGAGGAUGUGUACAUAGUCAAGAACAAGCCAGUGCUGCUGGUGUGCAAGGCCACACCCGCCACACAGAUCUUCUUCAAGUGCAACGGGGAGUGGGUGCGCCAGGUGGACCACGUGAUUGAGCGCAGCACGGAUGGGAGCAGCGGACUGCCCUCCAUGGAGGUCCGCAUCAAUGUGUCGAGGCAGCAGGUGGAGAAGGUGUUCGGGCUGGAGGAGUUCUGGUGCCAGUGCGUGGCGUGGAGCUCCUCGGGCACCACCAAGAGUCAGAAGGCCUAUAUCCGCAUUGCCUAUUUGCGGAAGAACUUUGAGCAGGAACCACUGGCCAAGGAGGUGUCGCUGGAGCAGGGCAUCGUGCUGCCCUGCCGCCCACCGGAGGGCAUCCCCCCAGCCGAGGUGGAGUGGCUCCGGAACGAGGACCUUGUGGACCCAUCCAUGGACCCCAAUGUGUACAUCACGCGGGAGCACAGCCUAGUGGUGCGACAGGCCCGCCUGGCCGACACAGCCAACUACACCUGCGUGGCCAAGAACAUCGUGGCUCGUCGCCGCAGCGCCUCCGCUGCUGUCAUCGUCUAUGUGAACGGUGGGUGGUCGACGUGGACUGAGUGGUCUGUCUGCAGCGCCAGCUGUGGGCGCGGCUGGCAGAAAAGGAGCCGGAGCUGCACCAACCCGGCGCCUCUCAACGGGGGCGCCUUCUGUGAGGGGCAGAAUGUCCAGAAAACAGCCUGCGCCACCCUGUGCCCAGUGGAUGGCAGCUGGAGCCCGUGGAGCAAGUGGUCAGCCUGUGGGCUCGACUGUACCCACUGGCGGAGCCGUGAGUGCUCAGACCCCGCACCGCGCAAUGGAGGCGAGGAGUGCCAAGGCGCUGACCUGGAUACCCGCAAUUGUACCAGCGACCUCUGUGUGCACACUGCCUCCGGCCCAGAGGACGUGGCCCUCUAUGUGGGCCUCAUAGCCGUGGCCGUGUGCCUCCUCUUGCUGCUGCUCGUCCUCAUUCUUGUGUACUGCCGCAAGAAGGAGGGACUGGACUCGGACGUGGCUGACUCGUCCAUCCUCACCUCAGGCUUCCAGCCCGUCAGCAUCAAGCCCAGCAAAGCAGACAGUCCCCAUCUGCUCACCAUCCAGCCAGACCUCAGCACCACCACCACCACCUACCAGGGCAGUCUGUGUCCCCGGCAAGAUGGGCCCAGCCCCAAGUUCCAGCUCACCAACGGGCACCUGCUUAGCCCACUGGGCAGCGGCCGCCACACGCUGCACCACAGCUCGCCCACUUCGGAGGCGGAGGACUUUGUCUCCCGCCUCUCCACCCAGAACUACUUCCGCUCCCUGCCCCGCGGCACCAGCAACAUGGCCUAUGGGACCUUCAACUUCCUCGGGGGCCGGCUGAUGAUCCCUAAUACAGGCAUCAGCCUCCUCAUCCCCCCGGACGCCAUACCCCGAGGAAAGAUCUACGAGGUCUACCUCACACUGCACAAGCCAGAAGAUGUGAGGUUGCCCCUAGCUGGCUGUCAGACCCUGCUGAGUCCCAUCGUUAGCUGUGGGCCCCCCGGAGUCCUGCUCACGCGGCCCGUCAUCCUCACCAUGGACCACUGUGGGGAGCCCAGCCCCGAGAGCUGGAGCCUGCGCCUCAAAAAGCAGUCCUGCGAAGGCAGCUGGGAGGACGUGCUGCACCUGGGGGAGGAGGCGCCCUGUCACCUCUACUACUGCCAGCUAGAGGCCAGCGCCUGCUACGUCUUCACGGAGCAGCUGGGCCGCUUCGCCCUGGUGGGAGAGGCCCUCAGCGUGGCUGCCGCCAAGCGCCUCAAGCUGCUCCUGUUCGCCCCAGUGGCAUGCACCUCCCUCGAGUACAACAUCCGAGUCUACUGCCUGCACGACACCCACGACGCACUCAAGGAGGUGGUACAGCUGGAGAAACAGCUGGGAGGACAGCUGAUCCAGGAGCCCCGCGUCCUGCACUUCAAGGAUAGCUACCACAACCUGCGCUUGUCCAUCCACGAUGUGCCCAGCUCCCUGUGGAAGAGCAAGCUGCUCGUCAGCUACCAGGAGAUUCCCUUUUAUCACAUCUGGAAUGGCACACAGCAGCACCUGCACUGCACUUUCACCCUGGAGCGCGUCAGCCCCAGCACCAGCGACCUGGCCUGCAAGGUGUGGGUGUGGCAGGUGGAGGGCGACGGGCAGAGCUUCAACGUCAACUUCAACAUCACCAAGGACACGAGAUUCUCUGAGCUGCUGGUCCUGGAGAGUGAAGGGGGGGUCCCAGCCCUAGUGGGCCCCAGUGCCUUCAAGAUCCCCUUCCUCAUUCGGCAGAAGAUCAUUACCAGCCUGGACCCACCCUGCAGUCGGGGUGCCGACUGGCGGACUCUGGCCCAGAAACUCCACCUGGACAGCCAUCUCAGCUUCUUUGCCUCCAAGCCCAGCCCCACAGCCAUGAUCCUCAACCUGUGGGAGGCGCGGCACUUCCCCAACGGCAACCUCAGCCAGCUGGCGGCAGCAGUGGCCGGACUGGGCCAGCCAGAUGCCGGUCUCUUCACAGUGUCAGAGGCCGAGUGUUGA